Asparagus officinalis (garden asparagus) is the source of this 360-nucleotide messenger RNA. RefSeq lists its product as uncharacterized. Bases 1 to 360 code for a protein of 119 amino acids. NCBI's taxonomy places the organism in Eukaryota, Viridiplantae, Streptophyta, Magnoliopsida, Asparagales, Asparagaceae. The transcript has a single exon. The record is from RefSeq and is a predicted model, not a curated record.
AUGCAGAAAUUCUGGCAAUUCAUGAAGCAAGCUGAGUGUGUCUGGCUCAUAUCAAUAAUCCAACACAUUCAGAAGACAUGUGGGUUGUCCUCUCAAAUGGAGGUACCAACAAUUUUGUAUAAGGAUAAUACAGCAUGUAUAGCUCAAUUGAAGACGGGAUAUAUCAAAGGUGAUAGAACAAAACACACAUCUCUAAAGUUCUUCUUUACUCAUGAUCUUCAAGAGAAUGGUGCUAUUGAUAUUCAACAAGUUCGAUCUAGUGAUAAUCUCGCCGAUUUACUUUCGAAGGCACUACCUACAAAGAGUUUCGAGGAACUAGUCUACAAAAUUGGACUACGACGGUUCAAGGACCUCGAGUGA